AUGGCUCGUCAACGAAAAAAGGGUGAUGCGAACGCCGAGCAACAGCAGCCUGCGAAUGGCGCAGGGCAAAAAGCUUCGUCCUUCUGCUCCUGGAAGUGCUGUGGAGUCACUCUUGGGCUCAUUUUAGGGCUAGCAACCCUAUCUGCACUGCUGCUGCUGUCCUUUACUCCAGACCCAUCUACGGAGCUGGUUGAAUCGCCCAGGGGCGCACCUGAUGUGACGUUUGCCAACACGGCGAUUCCCUUGGUGAGAGACUUCGUGAAGUCCAACUACAAGGACUAUCGGAAAGGAAAGGUGACCUUGCGACACCUGAAAAAUCACAUCGUGGCGCACAGCGAUUUGGGCCUCAGCUACGAGGACCUGCGCGAUGAUCGUUAUUCUGCCAUUAUCGAAGAUGAAGUGGACGCUAUUGUGGGCAGAUGCGACGGUGGCAAGAAGCCUGUGGCCUGUGUCGACGAUACAUAG
Cladocopium goreaui is the source of this 465-nucleotide messenger RNA. NCBI's taxonomy places the organism in Eukaryota, Dinophyceae, Suessiales, Symbiodiniaceae. The record is from the annotation of a GenBank genome assembly.